AUGGCCGACUCUGUCCAGCCUCUCCCAAACAACAACGCCAACAUGAACCUGCCUGCUGCGACAACCGACGCUCAGGCCGAAGCGGAUCGCACCGCCUUUUGUCCUGUCUGCUUUCGCCGCUUCAAAACUGUCAACGCGCGCAACUCCCACCUCACGAGCACCACCGGCAUCCCGGUCUGCGAGCGGGCCGCCCUCGCUAACAAUCUUCCGCUGCCACUGGGUAAUGCCUACGAACGGGUGAAGCUCAAGAAUGCGAUUGACACACACCGGCUGCGCUGCCUCGCGCCGAAAUGGGCCACGCUUUAUCCAAAGGAGGUCAAGAAAUUCCGGUUGAUGCCUGUUGGACGCGCCGACCCCGACAAGCGCGGUAGGAUACCGGAGGGGCUGGCGGUGCAUUUUGGCAUUGCUGUUGGAGCUCGCUUUUCAGUUGCCACCCAGUUUCCUCCACAUCCAGUGCUAACAGUCCAACAUCCAUAUAUCUCAGGACCCCCUCCUCCAAACGCCGCUUAUCACCAACCACCUCCAAAUCCUGUCGUUCACUCCCACCAAGCAGCUCAUUCCCUGAACGCGCAAGCUCAGCAUGCAUAUUGGCAGCAGCAACAACCGGCCUUUGAUUAUGGCAUGAACGCUGGCCCAAGUCACUCGAAUGCGACUUUGCCUCUGUCGCAACCCUCCCCGGCUCCGAUGGCGCCGCCAUCGUCAUUAUUAGACGGUUUGAAUGCCACCAAAAUGCGGCCGAAAUUCACAGCACCCCUACAUCCAACCCUAACCCUUCCAACGCCGCCCUAUAGUCUGCCAACUACGCCUGCACCAACUUUAACUGCACUGCAACCCCCUCCCGCUCCUGCAUCGUUAUCCAGCGCCUUGGAUGUCUCCCAAAUGCGCCCACGGCACCCCGGCCCGUCGCUUCCAGCACCCGCCACGCCAAAUUUAAACCCCGUAACACCGAUGGACUGGCGAAUUACGAUGGACCCCGAUGUCCAGGUGCCAGAGAACGUCGCAGACGCAAUCCCGGGAAAAUGGCUUCCCAUCCACGACGCCAUAUUGGACUCGCUCCUCGAUAACAUCGCGCUUGUCCAGUGCAAAGGCGUGCGUGACGUCAUUCUCGCGCGGGACACAGUGCCACAGCUGCUCUUCGUCACCGCGUUGCCGCACGAAACUCGCGCGCUGCUUGACGAGGCUGAGCGUGAGGCGACAGGCUUGAUUUCACCGCCCCCAGACACCACCGACUCGGGCUUCUCAUCGAACGACCUGGAUCCGUUGCGGGCUGCAUUAAGGGAGGCAUUCAGCGGGGAUAGCAUGCCUUGGCUAUCAGAAAUAUGUGCAAGUAUACUUAAUGAGUGA
This is a messenger RNA of Mycena indigotica, 1344 nucleotides long. RefSeq lists its product as uncharacterized. Bases 1 to 1344 code for a protein of 447 amino acids. The transcript is spliced from 2 exons. Lineage: Eukaryota; Fungi; Basidiomycota; Agaricomycetes; Agaricales; Mycenaceae. The record is from RefSeq and is a predicted model, not a curated record.